Schistosoma turkestanicum is the source of this 4479-nucleotide messenger RNA. The record is from the annotation of a GenBank genome assembly. NCBI's taxonomy places the organism in Eukaryota, Metazoa, Platyhelminthes, Trematoda, Strigeidida, Schistosomatidae.
AUGAAAACGAGCAGUGGAUUUUGUUGGUUUGAUGUUUUUAUACUUAUCUUUAUAUAUGAAUUUGGCGAGCAUUUAACCUCAGUAAAUGGAUUCAACAUUGAUUUCAAAUCUCCACUACUCAAAACAGGACCAGAUGGUUCUAGUUUUGGAUUUUCUCUUUUGGGAUAUACUCACUUUUCAGGACAAAAAGGGGUGGUCAUAGGAUCUCCAACAGAAGGAAACAACGGUGGGCUUUUUUGGUGUCCACUUUUGAGGAGCACUUGCAGUCGAAUCAGUAUUAAUUUAGAAAAAGAGACUCAUAUGCAACCUGGACUAAAUGGAGCCCUUCUGGGAUAUUCAAUGUCUUCAGCUUUUAACAACAGCCGAGGACCGAUAACAGUUUGUGCACCUCGUCUUUCAUGGUCAUCAGCAGCAUCAGUAUAUUUACCUGGCGGUUGUUUUGAAUUUAAUGAACGCUUAGAAGAACCUCAAUUAAAUCCUGCACCAAGUGCAAUUUGUUUAAAUGUUGAGGGUUCUGAUAAAUCGAUUGAUCUAAGAUAUUGUACAUUUGGUGCAUCAGUUAGUCAACAUCCUAAUAGGCCAAAACAAUUAUUUAUGGGUGGUCCACAUUUUUAUCUUGAGAAAGGUGUUGGAGCUGCAGUGAAUAUGAAUACUUUUGAACGAGUAAUUACAUCCAUUGAAGCUAUUCCUUCUAAUACACUACUUGGUUCAUCUGUUGACACUACCGAUCGAUUAUAUGCGCCAUUACCCGGAUUAAAUUCAUAUGAAUUGAAUGUAGCCUAUGGUGGUCCAGGUGUACCAAGUAGUGUUGUAAAUGGUUUCAAUGAUGAUACAAAAUUUGGCACUGGAAUUGUAUUAAUAUUUCCAAGUAAUAAACAAAAUGGUAGAAAUAAUAUUAAACCAUUAAUGAGAAUAGAAGGACAAAGUUUUGGAAGUCGUUUCGGUCAUUCACUUAUAUUUCUCGAUAUUAAUGGAGAUCAUUGGGAUGAUUUAAUUGUCGGUGCACCUUAUCAAUAUUUCAAUGCUACUGUCGGUGGACAAAGAAGACAUGGAGCAGUAUUUAUAUUUCUCAAUAGACAAACAUAUUUUUAUACACCAGUGGAUGAAGUUAGUGGUGUGGAAUUAUUUAGUUAUGAUUAUCCGGAAACUUUUCAAAUGAUUACACCUCCAUCUCAUAAUUGUGGUAAUUCACAUAUUUCUGGAUUCGGAGCUACAAUUACAAAACUCGGUGAUAUCAAUCAUGAUGGUUAUCAAGACUUUGCUGUCGGUGCUCCUUAUGAAGACAACGGUGGUGCAGUUUAUAUAUAUCAUGGAAGUAAAUCUGGAAAAAUUCGAAAACCAACACAGAUAAUUUGUGCAAAUGAUUUGCAAAGUCCAAGACCGUUAGAAGGAUUUGGUUUUUCACUCGGACUGAAUGGUGCCGAUUUAGAUGAAAAUGGAUAUCCGGAUAUGGCGGUCGGAGCGGCUUUGUCUAGCUCUGUUGCAGUGUUACGAGCCAGACCUGUUGUUAGACUUGCUGCAUAUUUAACAUUGAUGGAUGGUAGUACUAUUUUGCCUAGUUCAUUAAAUUCAUUAAUGGAUUGUACUCAUGAAGCUCAGUCAAUUACUGGAUAUAAAGCACCAUCAGCUAAAUGUGUUGAUAUGAAAUUAAUUGUCACAUAUACCAGUGUUGAUGGUAAAUUAUGCAAUCCACAAAGAACAUAUCCAGUAUCAAUUAUUUUGAAAUAUAAUCCAACUGAUGAAUGGUUUUCCGAAGAUUGGGAACAAAAUCUAGGGAACAACAUAUCACCAGAAUAUGAAAAUCAAUGCAAUUUCAAUUCGCAUUCAACUAUCAUUUACAAAAAUAUCAUGCAAGAAUUCUAUAAAAAUUACACAUUAUCACCAAUUGUUUUUAUACGAGAGAAAAGUUUAUCAGAUAGUGAAACAAUGGUUAAAGAUUAUUUUAAACGUAAUGAAUCAGCUUAUCUGACAGGUUUCGAUAGUCCUGGUGGAUAUUUACAACUGGAAGGAAAUGCUUUUUGUCGUGAUCUUAAAACAAUUCAAAAGAAUUUACCAUUCACUCAAAAUGAAUUGAAUUUAGCUAGUACAGUACGAAUAAUAUUUCGAGACACGCAUUUAAUUGAUCAGACUGAAAGUUUGAAAAUUGGAGCUAAAUGGAUUGCCAAAAUGACUGAACCAUAUCCAUUGGCUGAUCAAAUCGAUGAGUAUCCUGUAGCGGAUCCUCGUGAAAAUACUGAUUUACUUCAAAUAUCAUUUGAUAAUCCUUGUGCAAUUCGACAAUGUUGCUCAAAUGUACGAAUUAGCUAUAAUGUAAAAGUUACCAGAGAUAAAAAUGGACCUGUUGUUUAUGUUGGUGAUGAUAAUAAUCAAACAAUUGAAGUGACUGUUCGUGUAACAAAUAUUGGCGAUGAUUUAGUUUAUGCAACUGGAUUAGUUAGUAAUUUUUUGCCAAAUUUACUUGAGAUUGAUUCAACUCUGAAAGAAGCCAGUUUAAUUCAACCGGACACAGCGAUUUGUCAUCUUCAAUAUCCAUUAGCUUCUGGUCAAUCAAGUGAAUGUAUGAUACGAUGGCUUGUAAUUGGGCAUCAAUUAACUGUACAAAUGGCUAAAUUUCAUGUAAAUAGUACUGUAUUAAUAAGUUCUAAUAAUCCUAUACAAGUAGAAGGACAAUUGACUAAUGAAUUACAAGUAAAUAUUAAAAUGAUUGUCAAUGUUUCAAUAUUUGGAAUAACUGAACCAAAUACAGUUUACUUUAGUGGUAAUGUUAGUGAUGGAAUUAGUUCAAUGACAGCAGAAAAUCAAAUUGGUGAUGUUAGAAUUGUUGGGAAAUUUACUGUACGAAAUUUACGUAAACAUAGUUUAAUACCAGGAUCACGUCUGAUCAUUGAUUGGCCUUUUGAAGUGGCUGGACUUAUCAAUGAACCACAUGGAAAAUAUCUUCUUUAUUUACUUGAAAAUCCUUAUGUAAUUCAACAUACGCCUACAAUUCCUGGUCAAACAGCGGACAAUGCAACAAGUGUUGUUUGUGAUUCUAAAGCAUUACAAAAAGUUGUUAAUCCACAUAAUUUCCGAAUAUUUUCUAGAUUAAGGAAAUCAAAUGAUGGUGUACCUGUACGAACUGCACCGAUUGAUAUCCCUUCUGAAAACCUAUCUCCAUAUCCUCCACUAUCAAAUAAAAUGACCCUAGAACCAGUACCUGAUCGUUUAACAGAUUCAAAGAAAUUAAUUGAUCGAAAAAUGACUACCAUUAGUUGUUAUAAUGGACGUAUACGAUGUGUACCAAUUGUUUGUGAUUUAGGCAAGUUAUCCUAUAAAGCUGGACCAAUUACACUUGAAUUUAUUGCUAGACUCUGGGAAAAUACAAUGCGAGAAGAUUUUCUAAAAGUAUUUUUAACCAAACUACAUUUGACUGCAACAUGGAGAGCUGAUGUUAAAUAUGGUAUAGAUCUUGGCGGUUCAGAUUAUGCUCAGGAUACAGCUGAAAUUCAUAUAUUCAAUAAUUUAGAACAAAAACCAAUACCUCCAAAAUAUAUGGCAUUAUAUAUAGGAUUAGCGGUAUUCGGUGGUUUAUUACUCUUAUCCAUUCUAAUUAUUAUACUUUAUAAAGCUGGUUUCUUUAAACGUAAACGUUUCAUGCGAAGACGAACAAAAAUACCACCUGCAGAAGCAACCGAAAGACUCGGUCAAUACACUGCAGCUGAAUCAAAGAAAAGACAACCGUUAAUCUCAUCAGUCCAAACAAGUUAUCCGGACAAUAGAAAAGUCAAUUCAGGACGAAUAAAUUAUCAUCAGGUGCCUAAUAUACAAGAACCAACCUACCGUAGGACACCAUAUUCACCUUCAUCUGGCUUUCCUAUUUCACAUAAAUAACAAACACUAUACAUAAUGAUUAUCAUAGAUAUAGAUUUUUUUAUUUUCUAACUUACUGAAUGUCCUUCAUAAGGAACUCAGAAAACUACUAACAAUAGUUAUAUAUAUAUAUAUACUUCUCCAACUGCUGCUCCAAUAAGAAUAUACGCCACAGUUAUAAAACUGUUAAAUUUUAUGACUUUACUCAGAAUGUGUUUGUAUUUGCUCACAACUUGUUUAUUUUCUAUUACCAACCUUCGUGUCAUUCAACAUGACUACUAUAGAAUCAACGAAAUAAUUACCGACUCUUUCUGAGAUAUUUUCUAUCCUGCGUGUAUAUAUAUAUAUAUAUAUAUAUAUAUAUAUAUACAUGACUCUUCAUGCGCACACGCUCAUACAUAUCCGGAUGCUGAGCUUCGCCUGCUAAUGGUUUAAUUUUGCUAAACUUGUAUCAUAUCAAACCAACUACUGAUAAUAAUAAUAGUAAUAUUGAUCAUGAGAAAUUAUACUAAAACGUUAAUAGAUAACAAUGUAAUAUGUACAAAUAUCUGGAUUUGGCGUUGAUUUUGAUUUCUAACGAAUAUUCUUUGUUUGGCUUGAUUUUUUAAUAAAUUUUAUUUUUUAAUGGAA